GGAGGAGGGGAGACGAGGGCAGCGGAGGAGGCGAGGAGCGCCGGGUACCGGGCCGGGGGAGCCGCGGGCUCUCGGGGAAGAGACGGAUGAUGAACAAGCUUUACAUCGGGAACCUGAGCCCCGCCGUCACUGCCGACGACCUCCGGCAGCUCUUCGGGGACAGGAAGCUGCCCCUGGCGGGACAGGUCCUGCUCAAGUCCGGCUACGCCUUCGUGGACUACCCCGACCAGAACUGGGCCAUCCGCGCCAUCGAGACCCUCUCGGGUAAAGUGGAAUUGCAUGGGAAAAUCAUGGAAGUUGAUUACUCAGUCUCCAAAAAGCUCAGGAGCAGGAAAAUUCAGAUUCGAAACAUCCCUCCUCACCUGCAGUGGGAGGUGUUGGAUGGACUUUUGGCUCAGUAUGGGACAGUGGAGAAUGUCGAACAAGUCAACACAGACACAGAAACUGCCGUUGUCAACGUCACAUAUGCAACAAGAGAAGAAGCAAAAACAGCCAUCGAGAAGCUAAGCGGGCAUCAGUUUGAGAACUACUCCUUCAAGAUUUCCUACAUCCCGGAUGAAGAGGUGAGCUCCCCUUCGCCCCCUCAGCGAGCCCAGCGUGGGGACCACUCUUCCCGGGAGCAAGGCCAUGCCCCUGGGGGCUCUUCUCAGGCCAGACAGAUUGAUUUCCCGCUGCGGAUCCUGGUCCCCACCCAGUUUGUUGGUGCCAUCAUCGGAAAGGAGGGCUUGACCAUAAAGAACAUCACUAAGCAGACCCAGUCCCGGGUAGACAUCCAUAGAAAGGAGAACUCCGGGGCUGCAGAGAAGCCUGUCACCAUCCAUGCCACCCCAGAGGGAACCUCUGAAGCAUGCCGCAUGAUUCUCGAAAUCAUGCAGAAAGAGGCUGACGAGACCAAACUAGCUGAAGAGAUUCCUCUGAAGAUCUUGGCCCACAAUGGCUUGGUUGGAAGACUGAUUGGAAAAGAAGGCAGAAAUUUGAAGAAAAUUGAGCACGAGACAGGGACCAAGAUAACAAUCUCAUCCUUGCAGGAUUUGAGCAUAUACAACCCUGAAAGAACCAUCACUGUGAAGGGCACAGUUGAGGCCUGUGCCAAUGCUGAAAUAGAGAUUAUGAAGAAGCUGCGUGAGGCCUUUGAAAAUGAUAUGCUGGCUGUUAAUCAACAAGCCAAUCUGAUCCCGGGGUUGAACCUCAGCGCACUUGGCAUCUUUUCAACAGGACUGUCCAUGCUGCCUCCGCCAGCAGGGCCCCGAGGAGCUCCCCCCGCUCCCCCCUACCACCCUUUCGCUACCCACUCCGGAUACUUCUCCAGCUUGUACCCCCCUCACCAGUUCGGCCCGUUCCCGCAUCAUCACUCAUAUCCAGAGCAGGAGAUUGUGAAUCUCUUCAUCCCAACCCAGGCGGUGGGUGCCAUCAUUGGGAAGAAAGGGGCGCACAUUAAACAGCUGGCCAGAUUCGCCGGGGCCUCCAUCAAGAUUGCCCCAGCAGAAGGCCCAGAUGUCAGUGAAAGGAUGGUCAUCAUCACCGGCCCACCUGAAGCCCAGUUCAAGGCUCAGGGGCGGAUCUUUGGGAAACUGAAAGAAGAAAACUUCUUUAACCCCAAAGAGGAGGUGAAGCUGGAAGCCCACAUCCGAGUGCCCUCCUCUACAGCCGGCCGUGUGAUCGGCAAGGGUGGCAAAACCGUGAAUGAACUGCAGAACUUAACCAGUGCAGAAGUCAUUGUGCCUCGUGACCAAACGCCAGAUGAAAAUGAGGAAGUGAUUGUCCGAAUUAUCGGGCAUUUCUUUGCCAGCCAGACUGCACAGCGCAAGAUCAGGGAAAUUGUACAACAGGUGAAGCAGCAGGAGCAGAAAUAUCCUCAGGGAGUUGCCUCACAGCGCAGCAAGUGAGGCUCCCACAGGCACCAGCAAACAACGGAUGAAUGUAGCCCUUCCAACACCUGACAGAAUGAGACCAAACACAGCCAGCCAGAUCGGGAGCAAACCAAAGACCAUCCUGAGGAAUGAGAAGUCUGCGGAGGCGCCAGGGGCUCUGCAGAGGCCCUGAGAAUCCGGGGGGCCAGGGAGGAGGCGGGAGGGCAGCCGUGCCGGGGCCCGGCCUCCCAGCUCCCCCAGGGCCUCUGCAGGCUUCCCAGCCAUCCACUUCACCAUCCACUCGGGUCUCUCCUAACCCCACCACGCUAUCCCUUCUAGUUGAACUAACAUAGGUGAACGCGUUCAAAUCAAAGCAAAAUUCACACCCUUUUCUUUUUGCGGAAAAUUGUCUCUGUACAUGUAUGUACAUAUUAGAAGGGAAAGAUGUUAAGAUAUGUGGCCUGUGGGUUACACAGGGUGCCUGCGGCGUUAAUAUAUUUUAGAAAUAAUAUAUCAAAUAACUCAACUAACUCCAAUUUUUAAUCAGUUAUUCUUUUUUCUUUUUAAAGAGAAAGCAGGCUUUUCUAGACUUUAAAGAAUAAAGUCGUGCUUUGGGAGGUCUAACGGUUUAGUAAGGAGCUUCAAGGCCACCCACACAAAAUUCACCCGGAGGGAAAUCUCGUCGAAAGGACACUCACAGCAGUUCUGGAUCACCUGUGUAUGUCAACAGAAGGGAUACCGUCUCUCUGAAGAGGAAACUCUGUCUCUCUUCAUCCCUGUCUAGCUCACACACCCAUUUCUCUUUGCUUCACAGGUUUUAAACUGGUUUUUGCAUACUGCUAUAUAAUUCUCUGUCUCUCUCUGUUUAUCUCUCCCCUACCCCCUCUCCCUCCCCAUCCUCUCCAUCCCCAUUCUUGUUAAUUCCCUCAUCCCUCUGUCUCAAUUCCCAUAUCUACGCACCCCCCAGGCAAAGCAGUGCUCUGAGUAUCACAUCACACAAAGGAACAAAAGCGAAACACACAAACCAGCCUCAACUUACACUUGGUUACUCAAAAGAACAAGAGUCAAUGGUACUUGUCCUAGCAUUUUGGAAGAGGAAAAACAGUAACCCAUCAUCAAACCAAACAAACAAAGAAAAAUUCCACAAAGAAAGAAUGUAUUUUGUCUUUUUACAUUUUGGUGUAUAAGCCAUCAAUAUUCAGCAAAAUGAUUUCUUUCUUUAAAAAAAAAAUAUGGAGGAAAAUAGCAAUUUACACGAGGUCGUUGGCCCAGGGCGUUAAAUUUACAGAUUUUUUUAACGAGAAAAACACACAAAAAAAAGCUACCUCAGGUGUUUUUUACCUCAGCACCUUGCUCUUGUGUUUCCCUUAGAGAUUUUGUAAAACUGAUAGUUGGAGCAUUUUUUUAUUUUUUUAAUAAAAAUGAGUUGGAAAAAAAUAAGAUAUCAACUGCCAGCCUGGAGAAGGUAACAGUCCAAGUGUGCAACAACUGUUCUGAAUUGUCUUCCGCUAGCCAAGAACCUAUAUGGCCUUCUUUUGGACAAACCUUGAAAAUGUUUAUUUAAAAAAAAAAAGUGACAAAGAAAAACAGAGAGAGAGAAUAUUGGAGAUGUCCUGAAUUUCAAUAGGGUACGCGCCAUUAGGGCUUUUUGCGCUAAAGGAUGAACAUGUACUGGUUUAUGUGAACAAGCCAUUUUACCACCAGACUGCAAUGCCAGUUUCCUCUACUGCAAACAGUGUUCUGUGACAAAAACAAAAACAAACAAACAAACAGAAAUAUAUCCAGCUAACAAGAUCCUGGUGUCUUGGUCUCUUAUUUUACUAAGUAAGUAUCGCCCAUCCCAAAGUGUCAGCUGAAUUCCACCUCUGAGGGACUUCAGGGGAAUGGGUGGCACAUACCGUCAGGACUGGGAAGCUACACUGAGGAGGCUGGUUUCUCCAGGCAGGUCUUUGGGAGAAGCUAAACUAGGUCAGUGGUGCUCAGACUGUGCUCCUCAGACCAGCAGCAGCAGUAUCACCUGGGAACGUGUUAGAAAUGCAGGUUCUCAGGGUCCACCUUGGGACAGAAAUUCUAAGGGUGGAGGGUGGGCUCGAGCAGUCUCCGUCAGUGAGCCCUCGGGGUGAUUCCGAUGUAUGCUGAGGUUUGAGAACCACAGAACUAGAGGGCUGGAUACUGACUGCACAGUAACUAGGUAAGGUCAUCCCCUAUCUUAAGAAACUUUAAGCCUGGCCAGGGAAAGAGCUAAUUUUUAUGUGGGGGGAAGGAAGAGGCUAAUAUGCCUGACAAUUUAAGGGAAGAGGUACUUCCUUCACCCCUCCCCAGAAGCCAAAUUCUAAGUAUGUCAGGAGAUGUGGUGAGUAGGCCUGGACAUCCCUUCUAUCCUGGUUAGUUGCCCUCCAACUUUGCCUCAAGACAAUCUCGUUUUCUCCAACAUGGAGCUAUGGAAAGGAAGAGGUUGUUUGCAAAUUGAAGAGGAUUCCAGCAUAGAGGGAGAACUUACUUAAAAACAUGAGAAAAAGGAUGGAUAGAAUAGAAAUUUGGAGAAAAGAGGAAAUGACUUCUAAGGGAAGCAGGGGAAAAUUGGUAACCUGGCAUCAGCUAGGAUGUGAAUGACUCGGUGACUGAGUAGACAGAGAUGGGAUAAGGACUUAUGGAGUAUGAAAGCAUUUGGCCUAGUCUUAUUCCUGCAUCCCUGGGGAAGGACAUGGGCAACAGAGGCAUCCCCAUGUGAACGAUGAUGAGAGAAGCCCGCAACUGUAGAAAUUCAGAGACCAGCCUAAAUUGUACAUGCAUCCAAAUCUUUCACUGUCUUAAAGCCUAAUGGAGAUAUCUUUGACCUGCUACUGCUAAUGUCUAAUACCACUGCUAGCAAACCCCCUGAUGUUUACUGUCAAUUGUUGCCGCCUUUUAUUUCCUCUCUACAUUCCCCUUAAGGUGCUGGUGAAUUAAAAUUUGAGACUUACCCCAUAUGCAUGUUAAUCUUCUAUUCUAGCUCACAUCAGCCAUGUAAGUCACUGUCUCUCUAGAAGCCAUGAGUGCUCUUAAUAGCUCUUGCUCUCACAGAAACAGCCAACAUGAGGGGAAACCUCAUGGAGCAACUAUAUUCUAACUUGACCUCGAUCCUCCUGUGUUCUCUUGUAAAAGCAGGGAUCCAAGGUACUUGGUUUGUUCCCAUUUUAAGAUCUAACCUAAUACCAGAUGUGGCUGACAAUAUAAACAGUGAAGAAUAUUCCCAUUUGCCUCCAGUAACCUCUAGUGAUCAGGGCAAACUCUGAAUGAAAAACCAAACUCAAACAGAGCAGUUUAUCUGUAAUUGCAACAAUUCCUAACACGAAAGAUUCCCCUGACCUCUGUGACUCCUGAAUGUCCCUGAUUCUCGAUAGCUACAAAACUGCUUCCAGUCACCCUUACUGAACCUGGCAAAACCUUUUCUCAACUCUAAAUUCACAGAACAGCAGUAUUGGGGAAGGAUUUUCGAGGUCAUUUGGUCCACUUUCCUAAUAUGGAAUAAUGUCCUCUAUACUCUCUCCAAAGUCUGGCCACCCCCCGGCCAGGGGAAACGCGGCUCCUAAGGCAGACAGUUCUGUCGUCGCACAGUCCAGCCUCGUAGGUCUUCCUUCCAGUGAUCUGAAAUCUGCUCACCCCACAACCACCACACACUGAAUCUGCUACAUGUUACUUAGGACAACUCCCCUAAUGUUUGAAGACAGUUGUCUAGUUCUCCCUUUACUCAGUUCCUCCAGUCAUCAUCCCUCAUCGCUGGGACUUGCUUUCCCUCGGCUCUGAAAAAUCAUUGUGAAGGAAUACAGCCCCACCUCCUGCAUCCUGCACCUUCGAAAGCCCCAGUAACUGGCGGUCAGCAUGGGAGGCCUUGCUCAGCAAACAGAGCAAGGGGCUGUGAAGGGAACUUAACCAGGGUGUAGCUCAGCUUUGCCCUAGGGCAGGCCUGAAGGCAGGGACGGGUGCCUCUUUCCCUGUACCAGAUCUCUACCAGUCUCACUUUCUCAUCAGGAGAAUAAGAAAGCCCAGGCCCAGACGUUUUCUCCCUGGUUGCCUGUACACUAGCUAAAUAACCUUGUGCACAUCACAGCCUCUUGGAGGCCUGUCUCCUCAUCUGUAAAAUAAAAGUUUG
This is a messenger RNA of Balaenoptera musculus (blue whale), 5982 nucleotides long. It is a transcript of the gene IGF2BP2, whose product is annotated as insulin like growth factor 2 mRNA binding protein 2. The record is from RefSeq and is a predicted model, not a curated record. Gene Ontology annotation, cellular component: cytoplasm; nucleus; cytosol. The coding region runs from base 87 to 1886 and encodes 599 amino acids. Gene Ontology annotation, biological process: regulation of gene expression; nervous system development. NCBI's taxonomy places the organism in Eukaryota, Metazoa, Chordata, Mammalia, Artiodactyla, Balaenopteridae. Gene Ontology annotation, molecular function: mRNA 3'-UTR binding. The transcript is spliced from 16 exons.